CUCCCGCUCAGUCUCCAGGCUAGGCACCGCAGUCUGCGGACGGAGUGCGGGCACUUGUGGCGUGGGGAUGUGGAAACGCGUGUGUGCGCACUGACUGCUGCAGCGCUCAGCGGAAUGCCGUCCCGCUCUAGGAGAUUCAAUUCCCGAAUGUCAGAGCAGCCGUCCCGUCUCUCGAUCCUGCAGGGAUAUACCCAUAGAUUACCAUGAGUUGCCUGGAUGUUAUAUACCCACCCUAUGGACAUUACGCACCGUACGACACUGCCGUCUCCGCCUUCGGUUUUAACAGUUUACAGGCACCUGUUGGUCUAAGGAGUUCCUCGAACUGCAGCAAGGAUUCCCGGGAAAUGGCCAGGAUGCAGAAAGGCGCGGAAGGUGUUUCGGGGCCGGGGGCGGGCGCGGGGGGGUCCCCGUACCCCCGCAGGGGGGCGGAGGACGGACCCAGGGAGAAACAGGAGGCUCCCGAGGCGGAGUACCUGAACUCCCGCUGCGUCCUGUUCACCUAUUACCACGGCGACAUCAGCAGCGUGGUGGACGAGCACUUCUCCCGCGCACUCAGCUCCUACAUCGAGGGCGAGGGGAAGAAGCCCGGCGCCAACCUGGCCCCAGGUCUUCACUUCAACCCUAACAAAGCACACCUCAUUCAACAGCUAGAGCAGGGCUGCCCAACCCCUGUUCCUGGGGAUCUAUGGACCACUUCCGUGCAGGCACCUGUUGGUCUAAGGAGUUCCUCGAACUGCAGCAAGGAUUCCCGGGAAAUGGCCAGGAUGCAGAAAGGCGCGGAAGGUGUUUCGGGGCCGGGGGCGGGCACGGGGGGGUCCCUGUACCCCCGCAGGGGGGCGGAGGACGGACCCAGGGAGAAACAGGAGGCUCCCGAGGCGGAGUACCUGAACUCCCGCUGCGUCCUGUUCACCUAUUACCACGGCGACAUCAGCAGCGUGGUGGACGAGCACUUCUCCCGCGCACUCAGCUCCUACAUCGAGGGCGAGGGGAAGAAGCCCGGCGCCAACCUGGCCCCAGGUGAGCACUCCGCAGAUGCCCCCACCCCCGGCGGCAGACGGAGCUUCCCCCCCUCCUUCUGGGACAGCAACUACCCGCCGUCCUCCGCACACCGGGGCCCCUGCGAGGGCGCCCCGCCCUUCUCCGUGGACGCCUACCCCUCCCCCCUGCACCCGGCCCUGGCCCAGCCUCACCCGCACCACUCUGAGUCCUGGGCCUACGCCCAGGGCCAGGCCUACGGGCCCCCCAGGCCCCUACACGAACUCUACGGCCCCGCCGGCCUGGACCCCCACUACGGAGCCCUUCUCAUGCCCACCGUCAGGCCCGCCCACCUGUCCGCUAUCCCCGCCCACCACUAUGAUGUCAACAAGCUGGACCCCGCCUCCGCCUGGCCGGGGCUCCUCCCAGCCGGUGAUGUCACCCAGGCGCUGGCUCUGAACAUGGACGCGGGCCUACAGAAAGGGAAGGAGCUGUACUGGUUCUAAGCGCCUUCGCCCAAACAACCUGUCAUUACCGGAGCCAAUUAAGUCCCGGUCUGCUGGUCGCUCUGGCAACGCCGCCCCCUUUGUGCUCUGGUCACCCACGGAAUCACCUGGGUGCCAUGGAGACCCGGGAAAGCAGGAGGAAAAGAGAGGGAGAGAAAGAGAGCGAGAGAUAUCCACACCAAAUCUGUAUUUCUUUCCCAGACUUUCACAAACCGCUGCGCUGGCAGUGAAGGCAGACGGGAAGAGACAUGCGGACAUCCUGCGGGAAUGUUGGGAAUGUUGGGAAUGUUGGGAAUUCUGCUCAAACUAAUGUUGACAGAAGGCACUUGCAUGUCAAGAUUUUUUUUUUUUUUUUUUUUUUUAAACCUAGUGAUGUCCGGUGGAAGAAGGCAUUACGGGAAAUUUAAACACAACGAGACGGAGAUGGAGAAACGUUUUUUCCCGUGUUACUGUUGUGUUUCUUUUUUUUUUUUUUUUAAGUGCUUAUACUUGUAUAUUUAUGUAUAUAUUUAAAAAGACUGAAUCACUGCUAGCCAAGUUCCCAGAGACGUGCGUGAGAACGUGGGGGAGGAUCCCAGUUAGGACACAGCUGUGUGUGAAUUCUGUUCCGCAGAAAUGGAAUAAAAGUGGUCUAUACAUGUGGUGAAGGGACAUUUAUCCAACCGUUUGCUCAUUCUGCUCUGUCAUGGGACUAACUGAGAGACUGAAAUGAAUUAAUUUAUGUCCAUUAAUUAUCUUCAGCAGCGCGUCGGCUCAAGUUUGAUGUUUUCUGAUUUUGAGAUUUACUCAUUUUGUCUUUGAAGUUCGUGGUGAUUAAAAAUGUGUGUUUCUUUUCUGAGAAACCGUACAGACGGCAACAGACUGACUGACAUAUUGUUGUGAUUAUAAAGAGUAAGCAAUCCGUGUUUUUAUUUCCUCCUGACUCUGUUGAUCCCGGCCAUUCAGCGUGGCUGAGGCAGACAUAGAUAAGUAACUGCGUGUGAAUACCUGAAGGUUUACCUCAAUGCCUCUUUCAGUGAACUCGCACGCUCUGAGGUUUUUUUUUUUUUUUGCUGUUUUCUGCAUUUCGCUGUUAAUUACAGUGAAGUGGAGAAGAAUGAAAGUUAUAUUUCCGUAUCCUGCACAUUGACACCGGAGAAUGCCAAGGGAAUGAAUGGAUUUCGUUAUUUUAUUAUUUAUAAACGCUGCAUGUCCUGUGUAUAAUUUUUCAUUUGAUCUUAGAUGGGUUGAAAUAAAUAAACUGUAUGUGUA
Molecule: messenger RNA, 2732 nt
Organism: Conger conger (European conger)
Lineage: Eukaryota; Metazoa; Chordata; Actinopteri; Anguilliformes; Congridae
Gene: vgll2b
Product: vestigial-like family member 2b
Exons: 6
Coding region: 204-1481 (425 amino acids)
Biological process (GO): regulation of transcription by RNA polymerase II
Cellular component (GO): nucleus
Source: RefSeq, a predicted model, not a curated record